UCAGGCGAGGCGUGAGUGGCCCCUAAGCCUGCGCUCAGUGUCGGACACGUCGUGGGAACGAGCGGGUCCCGAUGCACCAGUCCCGACCGCCGUGCGCGGAGAUGAAGGCGGACUCGGACGGACUCUGAUCCACAGUGCCUCUCAUUCAGGAGGUCGACUUCUAAUGCUGAUCGAUAUGGCAGAUCCGUCAUCCCAGGCAAAACCCGCCGCAAACAUGGCGUCACUGAACCGGGUUCGAGCUCUGGCGAUGAUUCUCUUGACUGUCACGGGCUGCUGCGGCACCCCGACGAGCGGAGCGGAGGGCUCCGAGGAGACCGUCAUAAUCGGGCUGCGGCUGGAGGACACGGACGACAUUUCCUUCAUGGACAAGGGCUUCCUCCGGGUGAGCGAGCGCUCCCGCGUGCGGCUGCGGGUGUACGGGCAGAACAUCAACAACGAGACCUGGUCCAAGAUCGCCUUCACGGAGCACGAGCGCAGCCGCGCGGUGCGCGCGUUUGACAGCUCCUCCGGGGAUGAGCAGAGCCUGGAGGACUGGUCCAGCUCACAUCCCUGCGGGAUCAGGACUUCGGACAUCAUCAUCCUCCCCAACAUCAUCCUGAACCGAAAAACCUCUGGAAUUGUGGAGAUCGAGGUCAAACCUCUGCGGAAGACAGAGAGGAGUAAAGCCUACUACCUUUGCAUCGCCACCUCCACAUCUGCCGCGGCAGGAACGCACGACCCGUGGACCGAGAACACCUGGAUCUACCACGACGGGGAGGACACCAAAGUGAUCGUGGUGGAGGAGAAGAAGUUCCUGCUGCCCUUCUGGCUCCAGGUCAUCUUCAUCUCCAUGCUGCUGUGCCUGUCUGGCAUGUUCAGCGGCUUGAACCUGGGGCUGAUGGCUUUGGACCCCAUGGAGCUCCAGAUCGUCCAGAACUGCGGCACGGAGAGGGAGAAGAACUACGCCAAGAAGAUCGAGCCGGUCCGGAGUCAGGGGAACUACCUGCUGUGCUCGCUGCUGCUGGGGAACGUGCUGGUGAACACCACGCUGACCAUCCUGCUGGACGACAUCGCCGGCUCCGGCCUCAUCGCGGUGGUCAUGUCCACCAUCGGGAUCGUCAUCUUCGGGGAGAUCGUCCCCCAGGCCAUCUGCUCCAGACACGGCCUGGCUGUGGGCGCCAACACCAUCUUCCUCACCAAGUUCUUCAUGCUGCUCACCUUCCCGGCCUCCUACCCGGUGAGCAAGCUGCUGGACUACCUUCUGGGACAGGAGAUUGGAACCGUGUACAACCGGGAGAAGCUCCUGGAGAUGCUGCGCGUCACGGACCCCUACAACGACCUGGUGAAGGAGGAGCUGAACAUCAUCCAGGGCGCGCUGGAGCUCAGGACUAAGACGGUGGAGGACGUGAUGACCCCGCUGAGAGACUGCUUCAUGAUCCCCGGGGACACCACCCUGGACUUCAACACCAUGUCCGAGAUCAUGAAGAGCGGCUACACGCGCAUCCCCGUGUUCGAGGGCGAGAAGUCCAACAUCGUGGACCUUCUCCUCGUCAAGGACCUGGCCUUUGUGGACCCGGAUGAUUGCACGCCGCUCAAAACCAUCACCAAGUUUUACAGCCAUCCUCUGCAUUUUGUCUUUAAUGACACCAAGCUGGACACCAUGCUGGAGGAGUUCAAGAAAGGAAAAUCCCACAUGGCCAUAGUUCAAAGGGUCAACAAUGAGGGUGAGGGAGACCCUUUCUACGAGGUUCUGGGAAUCGUCACCCUGGAGGACAUAAUCGAAGAAAUCAUCAAGUCGGAGAUCCUGGACGAGACUGACCUGUACACUGACAACAAAUCCAAGAAGAAAAUCACCCAUCGGGAGAGGAAGCAGGAUUUCUCGGCCUUCAAGCCCACUGACAAUGAAAUGAAGGUUAAAAUAUCACCUCAGCUUCUGCUGGCUGCUCUGCGUUUCCUAGCAACAGAGGUCGAGCCAUUCUACCCAGAGCAGAUGUCCCAGAAGAUACUGCUCCGCCUGCUGAAGCAUCCCAACGUCAUCCAGGACCUGAAAUACGACGACAACAACAAGCGGGCUCCAGAGCACUACCUCUUCCACAGGAACAAGCCUGUGGAUUACUUCAUCCUCGUCCUGCAGGGGAAGGUGGAGGUGGAGGCAGGAAAAGAGGGCAUGAAGUUUGAAGCCGGACCGUUCUCCUUCUACGGGAUGAUGUCUCUGACGGCUUCACCUGUGCCUUUGUCCCUGUCCCGCACGUUUGCGGUCAGUAGAGCAGAGUCAUUAGCGGGAUCUCCAGAGAACAAGUCUCCUCCUCGACCGUUCGGACUGAACCACUCGGACUCUCUGAACAGGAGCGACCGUAUCGACGCCAUCACGCCGACUCUGGGCAGUAGCAACAACCAGCUCAACUCCUUCCUUCACAUCUACAUCCCUGAUUAUUCUGUCCGAGCGAGCUCAGACCUGCAGUACAUAAAGGUCACACGUCAACAGUACCAGAACGCCGUCAUGGCGUCACGGAUGGACAAGACUCCACAGUCAACGGACAGCGAGUUCACAAAGAUUGAGCUGACUCUAACUGAGCUCCAUGAUGGCGUGGAGACUCCAGUUAUGGUAACUACCAUGUCCAGCACCACCCCCGCCAUCGCUGUGGCCAACGAAACUUCCCACCUGCUCAACCAGAACUGCGUGGGCCUGAGCAGAAGCAAUCACAGCGCCCACAACGAUGGACCCGUCUAGUCCCGCAGCUGAGCCCGGGGGAGAGCCGAGGCCUCCACCUCGACUCACGGACACGAGGACGGAGAUGAGGACGCACGGGGCGGAGUCAGGGUCGCACUCCGGCCGGUGCACCCCCCAAGAAGGGGUGGGUGCUCUGUCGCCCCCAAGACCCCCACCUGAACCAAGCCAGAACCCCUGCUGUGCUGCAGGUCCUCUGCAGGGAGGGACAGCCUGGCUCUCUGAUGGCGGUGAAGUGGACCAGAGGACGCCCGAGUGCGCAGACCGCGCACCCCAACGCUCGCGGUGCUUUUUCCUCAGGCCAAAGGAACUGGUCCCCCCCCUCCCAAACACCUCACGUGACUGGUCUGUCUGUCUGUCGAGGAGGCUCGGAACCAAACCAACCUGUAAAACCCGAAAUACACAGUCGACCGCGAACCGAGAAUGUUUUUCUGUAUUUAUUUAUUUUAUAAAAGUGUGUGUAUAUAUGUUUGCAUAAAGACAUAAACCAGAGCAUGCGAGAUGCCACAUCAGUGGAGACGAAGAUCAAGCUGUUCUUCUGAGGACAUUCAGUGUGUAUAUUACAGAAUUUAUUAUUUUUACUAUUAUCCAAAAUCAGGCUCAUUUUCACCUUUAAAGAAUCACACUAUUGCCUUUAAGAGAAAUCAGAUUAUUAAUUAUUUUUAACAAAGUGCAAUGAAUCAGAGCUUAUUUAAGAGAUGAUUAUAAAUAAAAUAAUUGACUGUAUUAUAAAUUGACAAAUAUAUUUGUAUGCCUGUACUGUAUAUAUAUUUGUUACGGAAACGGCGUCCACAUGCAGGCAGGGUGGUGUCUCCGCCUCUUUCUUUGCAUCCUUUGACCUCAUACCGGACUCCAUGCUGUAGUGUCGCUCGUGCAGAUGGGGGGGGGGGCUCGAAGUGCCUCAACAAGGUGUCUUGGCAUGUCUUUUUUGUUGUCAGUUUUAGGCAUAAUCAGAUGUUAUCAUUGCACAGUAUUAAUGACCUCAUCUAGCGUGUUGAGCGGCGUUCAAGAGCGACCUCAGCAGUGUCCACGAGGGAAGCUUCUCUUCCUCUGUUAGGAAGGCUUCUCCUCCCUUUUCUAAAGACAUCGUUCCUGCGUUUGUAGUGUCUAACCGAAGCUUAUCAAUUCUAAACUUGAUUCAGAUGAGAAUCUAAAAUGUUCUUCACACAUGCUGGCUGCUAUUAAAAAGAUAUUUAUAUUGUUCUGCUUUUAUCUAA
Molecule: messenger RNA, 3924 nt
Organism: Oryzias melastigma (Indian medaka)
Lineage: Eukaryota; Metazoa; Chordata; Actinopteri; Beloniformes; Adrianichthyidae
Gene: cnnm2b
Product: cyclin and CBS domain divalent metal cation transport mediator 2b
Exons: 8
Coding region: 164-2710 (848 amino acids)
Biological process (GO): transport; magnesium ion homeostasis
Cellular component (GO): plasma membrane
Molecular function (GO): magnesium ion transmembrane transporter activity
Source: RefSeq, a predicted model, not a curated record